AAAUGCAUCAUUAUGUUUUAAUUAUGAUUUUUACUUUUCCUUAACAGGAGUAAAAAAAAAAAAAAUCUUCUAAUCUUCCUUCCACUGAUCCAGGAUCAGCCCAGUCGGGUUGAGCGUAUGAACCGGACCGGGUCACACGGUGGGAACAGGAGAAACUGGCACAGAAAAGUCUGGCCGUCCUGUUUACCUUUGCCCUCCGGCGGUUUCCUCCUCCUUCACCGGUUGGGUAAGUUCAACACCUGCUGAUCUACCUGCGCCGCGUCAAGCCAGAGAGUCGCGCAUUUCACCGGAGACCGCUCUGAACCUCGGUUCUACUCAUGGGAAAGUUCUGACAAACUUACGCGGUACAAGAUGUUCUCCUACCGGCGCUCAGCCAGAAACCCCCUGCCUGAGAACAUCCACAUUUCCUCUCUGCCUCCCAUCGUUCCCCUGGAACAGGAACCAGAACUGUCGGGUCAACAAGCAGAUGACUCUGGGAAAAACCAGGAGAAAACAGUAAUCCAGACCACACACACUCACAGAGGACCAUUUGCACCCUCAGUUUUCAUCCAGAAACAUAAUAAUGAACCGGCUCCAACUACGUACUUUGAGCAGAGGGUUCCUGUUCCUGAGGAGGACACUGAGAGGGCGUUUAGUCUGCGUAAACUCUGGGCUUUCACUGGACCCGGGUUUCUGAUGAGUAUCGCCUACCUGGACCCGGGAAACAUUGAGUCGGACUUGCAGUCAGGAUCUAAAGCUGGAUUUAAGCUCCUCUGGGUGCUGCUGUUGGCCACCAUCAUCGGCCUGCUGCUGCAGCGGCUGGCGGCUCGGCUGGGCGUGGUCACCGGGAUGCAUCUGGCAGAAGUCUGCAACCGCCAGUACCCCACAGUGCCUAGAAUCAUCUUGUGGUUGAUGGUGGAGCUGGCGAUCAUUGGCUCUGACAUGCAAGAGGUCAUUGGUUGUGCGAUCGCGUUCAACCUCCUGUCCUCUGGCAGGAUCCCCCUCUGGGCCGGUGUACUCAUCACGAUCAUAGACACCUUUUUUUUCCUUUUCCUGGAUAAGUACGGCUUAAGAAGGCUGGAAGCCUUUUUUGGUUUGCUUAUUACCAUUAUGGCCAUAACAUUUGGAUAUGAGUACGUGAUGGUGGCUCCUGACCAAGGCCAGCUGCUAAAGGGGAUGUUUGUGCCCUACUGUGAGGGCUGCGGGCCCGUUCAGCUCACUCAGGCUGUCGGUGUCGUGGGCGCCGUCAUCAUGCCUCACAACAUCUACCUCCACUCUGCUCUCGUGAAGUCUCGAGAAGUGGAUCGCUCCAAGAAGAAAGAAGUAAAAGAGGCUAACAAAUAUUUCUUCAUCGAGUCGGGUAUUGCCCUGUUUGUCUCGUUCCUCAUCAAUGUGUUUGUGGUCGCCGUCUUUGCUGAGGCGUUCUACCAGCGCUCAAACAUUGAGGUGUAUAACGUCUGCAACCAGUCAGGCAUGCCUUAUCCCCAGCUGUUCCCACUGAACAACAAAACUCUGGAGGUUGAUAUCUACAAAGGGGGGGUGGUUCUGGGUUGCUUCUUUGGCCCAGCAGCGCUCUACAUAUGGGCCAUUGGGAUUCUUGCAGCAGGUCAGAGCUCCACCAUGACUGGAACAUACUCUGGCCAGUUUGUCAUGGAGGGUUUCCUGAACCUGCGUUGGUCGCGUUUUGCUCGGGUGUUGCUGACCCGCUCCCUCGCCAUCACUCCUACCCUGCUGGUGGCCAUUUUCAAGGAUGUGCGGCACCUGACGGGCAUGAACGACUUCCUCAACGUUCUCCAGAGCAUGCAGCUUCCAUUUGCCCUCAUCCCCAUCCUGACCUUCACCAGUCUGCCGUCUCUGAUGAAUGACUUUGCCAAUGGACUGACGUUUAAGAUAGGAGGAGGGCUGGUGAUCGUGUGCGUGUGCGCCAUCAACAUGUACUUUGUGGUGGUCUACGUGACUGCUCUGAACAGCGUGUGGCUCUACGUGCUCGCUGCCUUCCUCUCCUUAGCAUACCUCACAUUUGUGGGCUAUUUGGUGUGGCUGUGUCUGAUAGCCCUGGGAGUGUCCUGCUUGGAUCCGAGCUCUAAGAGAGAAAACGACUCGACCAUCCUGAUAGAGGAGCAGCCGGAGUUUGACUCCUGAGUCAGAUGAAUGCUAAAGUCAACCUUUGGAUCAUUGGAUCAGCUGCUAACAGCAACAUGACCCAUAUCUGGGUCUAUUCUGAGGUUUAUUGUCGUUUCAGUGGUGAUAAAGAAUAUUUUACUAAUCUAUAUUGUAUAAUCUCUUUGGUAUUGUCUGUAUCUUUAUUAUAACAUGAGUCAAAAAGUUAGAGAGUCAUUUUCCUUUAUUUCAGUGCAACAGAAUGGGACAGCUUUGACGUGUCAGUGCAUGGACAUGGGACUCCUUAGCAUGUUGUGCAGGUGUGUUGUCAGAGCUCAUUGUGUUGCUUGUUUACAGCACUUUUCAAAAGUAAUCAGACCAUUUGAACUUUUUUCACAUUUUGCCACAUUACAACCAAAAACCUGAAUUUAUUUAUUUGGAUUUUAUGUAAAUUGUGCAUAAUUGUUGUGCAUUGCCACACUUUUCAGAUUUAAAAAAAAAAUUGUUUUAUUUAAAACCAUGCAUCAUGUUCCUUUCACUGUACUUUUACACACUACUUUGUGUUCAUCUGACACAUAAAAUCCUACUAAAAUACACUGAAGUUGGUGUGGUUGCAACAUGACAAAAUGUGGAAAAGAUAAACGUUUCUGUAAUGUACAUGUGAUCACCAGUGUUCAAUGUUUUCCAGCAAAUUUUGCAUUCUAGCAAGAGGAUCAGUGUUAUUCACUUUCAUUCUUUAAAAACACAGAUUCUUUGGAUUUUUAUAAUAACUUGAGUGUUUAGGUGGAGAAUUGUGCUCUUCUGUGUUCACUUUUAAUCUGACAAAAACAAUAGGAAGAUCAGCAAGUAAUUGUGAUCCUUAAGAGGUGCUCUGCAAGUCAACAGCAGUAUUAAAAAACAAGACAUUUACAUUUAAAUAUUGUCUGGGAGACUUUUAUGAACCUAAUCGCCUUGCAAGGUUGAGCAGUUUUCCUUUAUAGCCACAGUGAGGCACUGCAGAGCACCACAGGGAGAUGCCAUGAACAUAAACACAGUUUACAACCAAACCCAGCAGAUUAAAGGGCAUGUUUGUGCUGUGACAGAAGCUGUGUUGCUUUGCUCAACAUACCAGACAGCAGAGUUGCAGUUACUGGAUCAGACUGUAAUAUUCAGGGUGUUUAUCCAGAGGUGCUGGUGUUGCACAUGCCUGUGGUGGCAGCAUGUCUGUGGAGCAGCAAACAUUGUGUAACAGCAAGCAGCUGCUGCUGGUUUCAGUGUUGCCAAAAUUCCAGCGUUGAAGGCAUUCAGUCUUUAUGAGCUAGAUGAGAGGAAAGGCGGAUGGGCAGGUUUUUCUUUGCAUUAAGACCAGGAACUUUUGUUUCUCUUUUUAUGCUCUCUCUCUCCGUCUCUGGCUCCCUGUCAUGAAGGCCGGGUUACGUAAGAGGGGAGAGUGUUCCCACCGCCCCUCUCUGUUUUUGUUUUUCUCAAUGAGCCAAUGUCUCCCUGCCUAGGCCUCACAGCCGGACCGGUCCUGUAGGCCCCUUUUCCUGGAAAUACAGCCUUAGCAGAGGCCAGUCAGGGGCAGGCCUGCAAAGGUGGGGGGGUUCUUCCAGCAAAUCACAUGAUUGUGCACCCUACAGUCCCAGCCUUACAUGAGACUCAGAUGCUGCAGUAAUAUGUUACCAGCCAGAUCACAUUCAACAAGGUUCAAUGUUUGUUGAUGCACGGCAGAGUGCAUGAAGAUGGCCGUAGAUGCAGGUGGGAACAGUAGAAAUAGAUUGACAUGUCCUAAUGCAAAAAGCAUGUUUGUUUGUUUACAUUGUUUAUCUGGAACCAUGCACAGAAAACACUAAGCUUAGAGGCGAAGCGCACCAGAUUAUCACUUUUUUCCAGCUAAUUUCCAUCUCCAGUUCCAGUGGUUUGAGCUUAAUUUUUGAAUCUACCAACAUCAGUAACUAAAUCUUAUGAACUGUUUUUGGUAUUAUGACUGUACAGAAAUAAAGUGGUUUUGCUUCACUGUUUUUAAUUUAUUUGAACAUGAUUUUAUGUUUGCUGGUGAGCAGUUUUGAACAUCAUACAUUAUGUCACCUUGUGGCUGAUUUAAACCUGUAAUUUGUUUUUUAAAUGCUUUUGAUACAAUUGAAAUACAUUUUGUUUUUGCUAAACCUUUUGCUCACAAAAACAAAUAGUUUUGAUCAAUUAGAUUGUAAAAAAUGAAUGUUGUGUCAGAGCAUUAUCAGCAAUCACUGGAAACAUGGAAUAUUUCUUUGCAUUCAUUACCAAACUUUAUCUAAAUUUGCUCUUUGUAGUUUGUGCAUUAUUUUUAAGCCUUUCUUUCUAUAAAGAUAAAAAUAUUUUUUACCUCACAGGUACUGUUCCUUAAUAUUUGAAGCAUGCAGCUGUCCAGCAGGUCCAUGCAUGUUGUAGAAACCAGGAAUAACAAACAAAAAAACAAGUGGUUGGUUAUUACAUUUUUAAAUAGUAAUAAAACUGAAAUACAAGCAUUUUUGUGGUCAAAAAUGCAAGAGUAGAAAUUCUAAGUUUAAUUUGAUUAUUUUUAUGUUCAAAAAUAAUAAAAACAAUAUCACAAGGAAAGCACAA
Girardinichthys multiradiatus is the source of this 4659-nucleotide messenger RNA. RefSeq names its product natural resistance-associated macrophage protein 2-like. The record is from RefSeq and is a predicted model, not a curated record. Gene Ontology annotation, biological process: metal ion transport. The transcript has 16 exons. Gene Ontology annotation, molecular function: iron ion transmembrane transporter activity; cadmium ion transmembrane transporter activity; manganese ion transmembrane transporter activity. Gene Ontology annotation, cellular component: plasma membrane. Bases 352 to 2121 code for a protein of 589 amino acids. Lineage: Eukaryota; Metazoa; Chordata; Actinopteri; Cyprinodontiformes; Goodeidae.